Messenger RNA from Rotaria sp. Silwood1, 1434 nucleotides. NCBI's taxonomy places the organism in Eukaryota, Metazoa, Rotifera, Eurotatoria, Philodinida, Philodinidae. The record is from the annotation of a GenBank genome assembly.
AUGAUCUAUUUUCUAGGCUACGUACCUCCACACAGAAAUCAAGUUUCCAACAAUUUGAAACAUUUAUAUAAUUUUCAUUUAACAGCUCUAAAAGAGCAAUUACAAAAUAUUGAUUACAUUGGUUUAACAUUUGACUUUUGGACAAGCCGUCGUUCUGCUUCAUUUUUAUGCAUUACAUGUCAUUGGUUCGAUGAUAAAUUUGGAUAUUUUUCUAAAGUUAUUCAUUUUUCGUCUUUCAAUGAAAGACACACAGGAUUUAAUAUUUCACGUUCAGUUAAAGAAAAAUUGAAAAGUUUAGGUAUUUAUCAUCAAGUAGUCGCUAUAACAUGUGAUGGUGGUGAAAAUUUGGUGUCAGCCUGCAAUCAACUUGACGGUUCAAUUAAAAGAAUUUGGUACUGUACGCAUCGUUUACACCUUGUAGUAAUUAAUAGUUUAGGUUUUUGGAAUAAAGAAAACAAACUUGAUAAUAAUCCAACAAAUCAUUUAACAACAGAAAUUAUAGCAACAACUACUUCAUAUUCUGAUGUUAUUUCGAAUAACCAACAAGAAUUAAUGGAUACAAGUUGGUCCAAUGAAAAUGAAACAGGUGAAAUGUUAAUUGAUGAAACAAUUGGUGAUGCUGGUGGACAUUAUACAGGUAUAAUUAAUAAUUUUAAUACAAAUGAAAGAUCUGAAGCUGAAAGUGCUACAAUUGUAAAUGAUGAAUCAAGUGAUGAUGAACAAAAUUUAGAUUUGAUUGAUGACAAUUGGUCAGGUAACAUCGACACCAAUGUUCCUACGACAAAUGAAGUUGAAUUAAUAAUGGAUUUAUUGAAAAAAUGUCGAGUUAUAGCAACUCUUUCAAAAAAGUCGUCAAUUGUUUCAAAUUUUAUUCGUACCAAUCAAUUACUAUUUAAACUUAAUAGGACAUUAAACAAGGACUGCAAGUCCAGAUGGAAUUCAACAUUUAUCUUACUUGAUGCUUUAAUUGAUCUUAAACCAGUAAUGAUGAAACUGUUUAAUGAAAAACGAACAUUAAAUUUACGUCGAGUUCAACUUGAUAAAUUGACUAUGAUUGAAUUAAAUAAUGAAGACUGGGAUUUUUUAUCUUCAUUACAUUCUGUAUUAAAACCCUUUUAUUGGGGAACUGUAAUGAUGUCCGGAAAGAAUUAUCCAUCAAUUGGACUUGCUUAUCAUGCUGUACAUAAAAUAAAACACUUUUGUACCAAUGGAAACUCAUCAAAUAAUCACAUUAAAGAAUUAAAAAAAUUAUUAUUGACCAAAUUAUAUACAUAUUUUUUUGAUGAUAUUGAACAGUUUCAAUACUUUCAGCGUCAUGCAUUUUUUGAUCCAGCAGCACAUUUAAGCCUCAGUGACGUUGAAAAAAAUCAAUGUGAAAAAUAUGUAAAAAAUUUGAUAUAUGAUGAUGUUUAUCCAAAGAAACAUUCUACAUGA